CGACAUCAGGGACUUCAUGAUCAACGACUUCGAUUGAUCUGGUAAUGCUGAAAUGGACGAACUGGCCAUUUCCGGGGCCAAGUCCCACACGGCCAGCGAGGAGCAGGUCAGUUUUGUGCGUGGGGCCGUGAGGAUCCUCAAGAUGCUGCUCACCUACGGUGCCCACUUCGAAGUAUGGUUCUACAAGCUGGGCGAAUCUCGCAUUGACGACGCCUUUCCCGAGCAGGUUGAGGGUAAUCCGAUUUCUCCCAAGAUGAGGCUGCUGCUCAUGAGCAGGUGUUGCCGUGGGCUUGGCGUGUUCAGAAGCACUCGUUGUUGGAGUACCUUGUGGGCGGAGAGGAGGACUCGCUCAUCUUCUGCACCAUCUGUUGCAAGUACACAAACACAGGCAGCCAGACGCAUCGAUACCUAGAUCACAUAUGCUACGGCAGGGAAAGGGGUGAGUGGGCGCAUCAUGGGGGGCAACCGCUUACGUGAGAACUUGAGACGGUUGCGCGCCUCAGCAAAACAUGCUCGACUGCUCCAUUCUCGUCGGCCCUCAGAGCGGGUGCGUGCUGCCAUAUGCAGGCCUGAAGGAUGGGCUGACCCUUUGGCG
Messenger RNA from Prorocentrum cordatum, 595 nucleotides. The record is from the annotation of a GenBank genome assembly. NCBI's taxonomy places the organism in Eukaryota, Dinophyceae, Prorocentrales, Prorocentraceae.